Molecule: messenger RNA, 3314 nt
Organism: Betta splendens (Siamese fighting fish)
Lineage: Eukaryota; Metazoa; Chordata; Actinopteri; Anabantiformes; Osphronemidae
Gene: afap1l1a
Product: actin filament associated protein 1-like 1a
Exons: 20
Coding region: 471-2714 (747 amino acids)
Cellular component (GO): cytosol
Molecular function (GO): SH3 domain binding
Source: RefSeq, a predicted model, not a curated record
AAAUCCUGCUGUCUCUCAACAAGACUUCUCCUGUGACUCACUUACCAUGAGAUAAGAUUGCGUCUUACCCACACGGAAUAUGCUUUUCUCUUGCUUUGGGGAGUUGCUGGGCUGUAUCAUUCACUUGACCUUAGUGAUGAGACAAAGAAAGACUCCCACGUCGCACUUCUGGACCACUCUUCAAGCUGCAGCGCGCUUUCAUGUUGGAUUGGGAAACAGCUGUACAUCCAUGACGGUCCAAAGACAAUAAGGAAGGGGAGACGUCCAAGAAAAACCCAACAGCCUUCAUUAGAUACAGAUCUCUUGUGGAGUCACAGCUGGUACAGUUCUUCGGGGAGCUAACGGCAGCUUUGUCUAACAGGGGCUGUUGUACCUGCCUGCAGCGGGAGGUGAGGCGCCUUUUACAGCUUGGAGAGUUGUCCCUGCCCUCCUCUAGCAGCCACAGUCCUGGUGGAGUUCACAGAGGAGCCAUGGAGGUGUUGGUGAGUGAGCUGGGAGCUCUGCUGAAGAUGCUGGAUCAGGAAAACCUCAGCUCCUCCACACAGGAGAAGAAGACGUCCGUGCGGAAUCUCCUGCAGCAGAUACGGCCGUCAGUUUCAGGAACAGACUACAUCUACAUGAACUCAGCGGUUUACAGAAAUGGCACCAGCUUUGUGGAGUCACUCUUCGAGACAUUUGACUGUGACCUCGGCGACCUGAAGGACGUUACAGACGACCAGAAGGAGGACAGGAGCACUCAGACCGGAGCUCUACCGCAGCAGACGUGCGUAGACUCCUCAGCCCCUCGCUCUGCUGACUCCCCCCCACCUCUCCCCACCACGCCUCCUCCUGAGGAGUACUACGAGGAGGCGGUGCCCCUCGGCCCUGGCAAGAUGCCCGAGUACAUAGUCGCGCGAGUCCGAACGAGCCCUCCAAACUCCAUAGAGGAUGGCUACGAAGAUGCCGAGAACGGCUACAAUGCUAACUGCAUUAGCUCACGCCGCAAAAACUCCUACAACGACUCGGACGCGCUGAGCAGUUCCUACGAGUCCUAUGAGGAGGACGAGGACGACCGGAGCCCCGGCGCCCUGCUCACUCACCAGUGGCCGUCGGACGAGAGCUCCAUGCCUCCCGCCAGAGACUGCCGCAUCUGUGCCUUCCUGCUGCGCAAGAAACGCUUCGGCCAGUGGGCAAAGCAGCUGACGGUCAUCAGGGAGAACAGGCUACAGUGCUAUAAGAGCUCCAAGGACACGUGCCCCUACGUUGACUGGCUGCUGCCCCAGUGCACUGUGGUCUAUGCGCCCAAGGACAGCAAGAGGAAGCACCACGAGCUCCGGUUCACCCUACCCAACGGAGACGCGCUGGUGCUGGCUGUGCAAAGCAAGGAGCAGGCCCACCGGUGGCUGAGGGUCGUCAGAGAAGUGAGCGGUCAGAGCGCGGCGCCAGAGGAAUCGCCUUCUCCAGCCGCCCCCAAGAAAAACAAACUGGACAAGAGGUUAUCUGCUGAGAGGAACACGUCGGACUCAGACAGUGUGAGCGUCUCAAUCGGAGAGACCCUCAAAGAGAACGGUAAGGUGAAACGGGGGGCCUUUGCCGCAGGCCGUAAAAUUACACGCAUCAUCAGUUUCUCCAAGAAGAAGCCCCCUCAGCCCGGGGGCCCUCGGGCGGCCGGCGGCAACCCUCGGCAGGGCUUCCUGUCGGUGCUGCUCAACCAGGUGUGGAGGGAGCAGUGGUGCUGUGUGUGCAGGGGCUCCCUUCACUUCUACCAUGACAAAGGGGACCCGCGGACCUCCCUGCCCUCCCUCCCUCUCCACGGCUGCGAGGUGGUGCCGGGGCUGGGACCCAAGCACCCGUUCGCCUUCCGAAUUCUCCGCAACAGCACGGAGGUGGCCGCUUUGGAGGCGAGCAGCUCGGAGGAGCUGGGGAGGUGGCUCGGCGUCCUCUUGGCGGAAACAGGAUCCGCAGCCGAUCCGGAGUCGCUCCAUUACGACUACGUUGACGUGGACACCAUCGCUAACAUCCGCGACGCCGUGCGACAUUCCUUCCUGUGGGCCACGUCCUCCAGCAGCGCCUCCACAGACUCCAGAACAUACGACGAGGUCCCUAAUGAGGACACGCAGCCAGGGGAGAACCGCAGGCAGCAGUCUGGGAAUCAGGCAAAGCGCCGCUCCAGUUUCUCCAGCAGCGACUCCGACAAAGCCAAACCUUUAGUCUCCCUCAGGCGAUCGGGCUCAAAUGCCAACCAGUAUGGAAGGUAUGGGAAAACAAGAGCGGACGAGGACGCUAAGCGUUACCUGAAAGAAAAAGAGGAGCUGGAGGGGGUGAGGGAUGGGAUCCGAAGUGCACUCGUGACCCUGCGACAGCAGAGGAGAGAGCUGAAGGAGGAGUUAAAGACUGCUCCUGCAGACAGAACAAAGUCCCUCCUGAAUAAGCGCCUAUCCCAGCUGGAGGAAGCCUGCCGAGCCAAAGAGGCAGAGAGAGUGGACCUGGAACUCAGACUGACCCAGGUCAAGGAGAACCUGAAGAAGAGCCUGGCGGGUGGAGCGCUGGGAGCGCCGGUUGAAGCGAAGCCUCCUGUCAAGGCGUCUGGCAAAAAGAACCAGAACAUCUACAGUGAGUCUUUACCAGUGAACUGUGCCUCAGAGAUGCGAAGGAGGCCUCCUUCCCUUUGUGCUGCUUCCACAGGAACUGUCAUACAGAAAGCUAAAGAAUGGGAGUCAAAGAAAAGAAGUUAAGUGGAAAGGAUGACUGUAAUGAGUAACAUCAGCCACUAGGUGGAGGUACAAGCCAUCGAAUACAGUACUUGCGCCUCUGUGUCACCAGAAUGACUUCUUCUAAUGUGGCCAAUGAAAACAUUAUCCAUCAUUUGCGUCUACAUAUUUUCAAUGUCUGACGCAGAACGUGAAAAGAAAAGCAGGGCUGAUGAAAGAAAGACGAGGAAUGUGAGUUGGAGGCGUGAAGGUGCGAGAAAUGACAACCUACGAAAUGUGAUGCGAUAAAAUAAUAUUUCCCAGGACUUGGUCCACUCUCGUCUGCCUGUAUAGUGAGCCAUGACUACUAUUUUCUUAUUUUUUAUUAUUCUUUCCAGUUUUUCACGUCUCAUCAUCAUAAAACCUAACUGCAAUGAGUGUGGAUUGUUCCUAGUACUACGGUAUUAGCUUCUCCGGCUCCAACGCUCCUGCUACGGUCCGUUAUACGUCCUUGUGCAACUUUUCUCCUGAAACCUUUGUUGACUUUUGCACUUUACUGUUUUUCUACACAAAUGAGGGAAUAAAAAUAGAAUAGUCUCAUAUCCCAGGCAUUUCAAGUAAAUAAAUUUCCUUGCAGCAACUCGC